Messenger RNA from Funneliformis geosporum, 1785 nucleotides. The record is from the annotation of a GenBank genome assembly. NCBI's taxonomy places the organism in Eukaryota, Fungi, Glomeromycota, Glomeromycetes, Glomerales, Glomeraceae.
AUGGCAAACGCUGACAGAGAUUUCGAUAACGACGAUGAAUUUUUGUAUGGCGGAAUUGAAGAGCAGACUGUUGUUGAAUCUCAAGUAUCGAAAGAGGGUGAGGAAACUAAUGAUAUCGGCAAUUUCAAUGAUGAAGCUUCUAAAGAAGUAAAUCAAGCAGAUGUAGAUUCAAUAAAAAUCGUGCAGGUUGAUGAUCAGGAUAUGUAUUUUCCUCCAGAAAUAAAAGACCAUCAAACUACCCAUGUUAUUCAUGAUGACAAAACCACUCAAAGCACCUUUGUUCAGAACUAUAAUAUUCAAGGGAUCCAAAAUAAUCCAGAUACGAAGGUUAACCAAGAUAACCAAGUUAUAAAUACUUCGGGCAACGAGAAUAAUCAAGAUAAGGAGGAUUAUCAAGAUAGCCAAGAAAUUCAAGAAGGACGUGAUAUGCAAGAUAUUGAUCCAUUAGAAAUGUCAACAGAGAAUGGAAACGUGGCAGAUUCAUCAGAAGAACAAGAACAAACAGUCGAAGCGAAAAGUAUAGAAGGUGUUCAAGCGUCUUCAAGUCGCACACCAGGCGUAGAUAUUAAUGUUAUCGGGACAUUCGAAGGAACUGGCAUAUAUGAUGUCGAUUUAGACUCAUUUGAAGAUAAACCUUGGAGAAAACCAGGUGCGGAUAUUACGGAUUACUUUAAUUAUGGGUUCAAUGAAUAUACAUGGAAAGCAUAUUGCGCGAAACAAAAACAGAUGCGCGAAGAUCAGCAUCAACGCAAGAAAAUACACGUAUAUGAAUCUAAACAAGAAAUGAAUAAUUUGCCCGAAUUGCAAUCCAUCAAUCAAUCCUCAUCGGGAGGGCAAGAACAUAAUAGAUUUCCGCAACAACGCGGACGAGGACGUCGUGGACGAGACCAAGACGAUUCAGUGAUCCAAGUCGUUUCAAGUGAAAGAGAAGCAGCUUUGGAAGAACUAGAACCAAUUCCACCUCCGUCGAUGGAUCAAAGCGAUGAAUUUAACAUGGAAGGUGGAUACCCACAAAAUUUUUCAGGGAAUCCGAUGGGAAUGGGAAUGUUUCCACCACCGGAAAUGGGAGGCCCCAUGGGACCACCACCUUCUUUUUUCAUGUCAAAUCCUGAUAUGCCACCAACUGGUCCAAUGGGUUUCGAUCCAUCAUAUAGAGGUCAACCUAUGCGAAAUAUGAUGCGUCCGGGAGGAAUGCCUGGUAGCAUGCCAGGUGGGAUGCCGGGGAUGCCAGGGAUGCCGGGGAUGGCAAGGGGAAUGCCUCCUAACAUGCAAGGCGGUAUUCCUGGUGGGAUGCCUAUGCCUAGAGGUAUGCCUGGAAUUCCUGGAGGAAUUCCUGGUGGUAUGGUCGGACGAGGUCGUGGAAUGCCAAUGGAAGAAAGACCAUACUUUUCCAUGGAUGAACCAACAUGGGAAAUGGAAAAUCGUAACUCUCCGUCUUUUCGUCCUGGACAUGGUGGAUUUCAAGGUAGACCACCGACUGGACCAAUGUUAGGUCCGAGUGGAAAUAGACCAGAUUGGGAACAUUCUCCACCUCCAGAUGCACCAUUUGCACAUAGGAUGCGACCACCUUUCCGUCCCCCUACUGGACCAGCUGGUUCCUCAGUAAAUAGCCCAAGUUCAGAUAGAGAAGAGGAAAGAGGUGGCGAUAGAAGCGCAUCAGGAAGUGUUGAAAGAUCACAUGGAUUUACACGGAGGGAAGAUGAAAGAUGGGAUGGAUCGCGAAAAAGAACUACUGGAGAUGCACCACGCGAUGACGAUGAAAUUAGAGCAAAACGACGACAUUAA